AUAAACCAUUAACCAUGCAAAGAAUCACAAGCAAAUAUGAAAGCAUCAACCAUAUAUAUAUAUAUAGUCUAAGGGUACUUGUAUCGUAAACAUAGGAUUAAGGUCUUUAUCUUGUGUCAAACUGUCAAUGGAUUCAUUUGCAACAAUGUUGGAUCUGCACUGGCCGGUUUUGGUUAUGAUUGGAUUGCAGUUUUGCUCUGCGGCUAUGUCACUUUUGGUCAAGACUAGUCUAAAUCAUGGAAUGAGUGUGCAUGUGCUCGUGGUUUACAGAAUGGCUGUUGCUUCUGCUAUAUUGGCUCCUAUUGCCUUCAUUGUUGAGAGGAAAUUAAGACUGAAGAUGACCUUCUCCACCUUUGCUAAGAUCAUGUUGCUCAGCUUAUUCGAGCCGGUCGCUGCUCAAAAUUUGUACUACACAGGGAUGAAAUACACAACAGCAACUUUUACUACUGCAAUGUCCAAUCUUCUUCCUGCACUGACAUUUGCAAUUGCUUGCAUUGUGAGGUAUGAGAAGAUAAACAUGAGGAAGCUACAUUGCCAAGCCAAAGUUAUUGGCACAAUUGUGGCAAUUUGUGGAGCAAUGGUGCUUGGUCUUGUCAAGGGAAAACACAUAAAUCCUCCAUGGAGUCAUCAUCAUGAUGUUGAUUCUCAAAAACAUGCUACUGAUAAUGGAAGUUUCGUGGAGGGUUCGAUCAUGAUUCUAGUUGGUUGUGUCAUCUGGGCUUCUUACUACAUUUUGCAGGCCUUUAUACUAAAAUCGUACCCGGCUAAGCUCUCUUUGGCGACUCUGCAAUGCACAAUGGGGAUGGUCCAAGGCAUCAUUGUUGCAUCCAUAGCGGAAAAAGGCAACACUUCAGCUUGGUCUAUACACAAGGAUGUCAGAUUAGCCACUUGUCUAUAUGGGGGAUUGUACGCUGGAGGAUUAUAUUAUCUCACAGCAAUAGUGACAAACAAAAAGGGCCCUGUUUUCUCCAGUGUCUUUUAUCCUCUAAGCAUGGUUAUUGUCGCGAUUGUGGGAUCAACUUUCUUGCAUGAACAAAUGUACUUAGGAAGGAUUCUGGGAGCGAUUAUCAUUGUGAUGGGCAUGUAUAUGGUGAUAUGGGGCAAGGCAAAGGAUGAGCAUUUACAAUCUGAUACUGAUCAAACAGCCGCAGCAGCACCAGAUCUUGAAGAAAACACAGACAAUCCCACAUUGGAGUCCGGAGAGCACCAAAUCAAGGAAGAAAUACAAACAGAGACGACGCACACAAUCCAAACACAAGUUGAACUUGUCGUUUAGUACUAAUUAGCUAGUAUUUUAUAAGUUUAGGUUAUUUGUUGAGAAGGUUUGAGGAGGAUUUAUUACGGUAGUAAUUUUUUUUCCCUCUGUUUUGACUUUUUUUUCUUGGUGAGGUAAAUUUAGUGGAUUGCGUUGUGUAGAUGGAAAGCAUUUGAGUAUUUCCAAACAUAUAAAAUUGUGAA
Messenger RNA from Tripterygium wilfordii, 1458 nucleotides. RefSeq names its product WAT1-related protein At2g39510-like. Lineage: Eukaryota; Viridiplantae; Streptophyta; Magnoliopsida; Celastrales; Celastraceae. Gene Ontology annotation, cellular component: plasma membrane. The record is from RefSeq and is a predicted model, not a curated record. Gene Ontology annotation, molecular function: transmembrane transporter activity. Bases 128 to 1276 code for a protein of 382 amino acids. The transcript has 7 exons.